This is a messenger RNA of Sphaerulina musiva SO2202, 288 nucleotides long. Its product is annotated as DSS1_SEM1-domain-containing protein. The transcript is spliced from 2 exons. The record is from RefSeq and is a predicted model, not a curated record. The coding region runs from base 1 to 288 and encodes 95 amino acids. Gene Ontology annotation, biological process: mRNA export from nucleus; proteasome assembly; double-strand break repair via homologous recombination. Gene Ontology annotation, cellular component: proteasome regulatory particle, lid subcomplex; proteasome complex. NCBI's taxonomy places the organism in Eukaryota, Fungi, Ascomycota, Dothideomycetes, Mycosphaerellales, Mycosphaerellaceae.
AUGCCAGGCGCACCCGACAAGGCCGCGAACGCAGCACCAGCAGCAGCAUCAGCCAACGCCGCCACCUCUAACUCUACCGAGAAGCCCCUGCCGACCCAGAACAAAGCCGCGCAACUAGAGGAGGAUGACGAGUUUGAGGAUUUUCCUGUCGAAGACUGGGGAAAAGAAGAUGAGGUUGGCCAACAGGCGGGAAGCACGCAUCUCUGGGAGGAGAGUUGGGACGACGACGACACGACCGAUGACUUCUCGGUACAGUUGAAGGAGGAGCUGAAGAAGAUGGGCAAAUGA